This is a messenger RNA of Acanthoscelides obtectus, 611 nucleotides long. The record is from the annotation of a GenBank genome assembly. Lineage: Eukaryota; Metazoa; Arthropoda; Insecta; Coleoptera; Chrysomelidae.
GUCGGCAUUAGCGAGAUAUAAUAAAAGAGGAGACGAAAUCACGUGACUUUGAGCGACACCGGGUACGCCAUAAUUAUUGAUGACUGACUUCUGUCAAAGUUAGGUCAAAAUGCGUUAUGCGAGCUUUUGUGAUACUGUUUGCACAAAUUGAAGAAUAUUAUUAUGGGGUCUUGUGCUCUACGGAGUUGUGCAAGUCGGACUGAAGUGGAUGAAAAUAAUACAACAGAAAAAACUUUCCAUAGAUUGCCUAAAAACGCUGACCGUUGCCAACUUUGGGUGAAAUUUGUUAAUAGGGGUGAAUGGACACCUACAAGAUCUAGUGUUAUUUGCUCGAAACAUUUUUCUGAGGAGUCAUUCGAUAGAACAUCAAAAUGUUAUGUUAAUCUCAAACUAAAUGAUGUUCCGACAAUACAUCUAAACCAGGAAGAAUCACCACCUAGUACUAUCAAAUAUUAAGACCUACUUUCGACUCAUCCCUUCUACAGAAACAAGCAGGUAGUAUAAGACAUCAUAGCAAUAAGCUUCUAUUAUUUAGAGUGCAGUAAUCCAUAUAUUUAUGUAAUAAAGAUUAUUUCCAAACCUAAUUUUUAUUUAUGUAGGCACGCAAAAAC